Molecule: messenger RNA, 2680 nt
Organism: Ruditapes philippinarum (Manila clam)
Lineage: Eukaryota; Metazoa; Mollusca; Bivalvia; Venerida; Veneridae
Product: galactoside 2-alpha-L-fucosyltransferase Sec1-like
Exons: 1
Coding region: 269-1438 (389 amino acids)
Biological process (GO): carbohydrate metabolic process
Cellular component (GO): membrane
Molecular function (GO): galactoside 2-alpha-L-fucosyltransferase activity
Source: RefSeq, a predicted model, not a curated record
AAACUAAAUACAUAAUGAUAGACUUUGCUAUGUUUUUUUUCUGAAAGGUUUUUAUUUCACUGAAUGUAAAGGCAUAGAAAAAGGGUAAGAGUUUAAAUAGUUCAUAAAUCUGAUUAUUGAUAUAUUUUUUUUAUUUUUGCUGUUGUUUUGUUGCUGCUGUAUUGUUUUGAGAUAACAUUUUUACUUUAUCUUGGAAUAACUAUGGGACAUUUUCCUUAACUUUGUUUUUUAAGACAAGUACAAACUCAAAACUGAGAAAAUAUUUGCAAUGAUUUUUAAACUCAAUUGUAAGUGUAAAAGAAUAAUUCAGAUCUCAUUAUGUCUUCUUAUAGUAAUUCGUUUUAUUCACGAAAAUGUACAUGCAAAUUAUUACCAUACUUUUUAUUUAAAUAAAUAUUUAGAUAUGGGCUCGAUAUUUGGAGUACAAAACAAUGUUGCACGUGUCGCUACGGAUAAUUCUUACACCAAGUAUGUUAAAAAAUGUUUUCAACUCUUACAAAAUAAAUACCGAAAGAAUACUGUGUCUGUUUCAAUAGAUACACCAAACUCAGUAAAGAAUGUUACUUAUUUAGGAGUCAUCAACGUGAUUAAAUCUCAUUAUUUUAUCAACAAAACCAGCACAAAACCAAAUAAUGUUUUAUGCAAACGUUUUAUUACGAUAGAGGAUUAUCAAGGGAGAAUUGGAAAUCAAAUGUUUCAAAUUGCCUCUCUUAUCGGGAUAGCAUAUAAGUAUGACAUAACACCAUUAAUACCUGCAACUUUUUCACUGAACACGAUUUUUGAUAUGCCAAAUGUAGAAAACAAUACAAGUACAAUUUCUAAUGUUGUGAAAUGUAAGGAAAAGAAAUAUGCAGUAUAUUAUAACUGCAAACAUGAAAUUGAGACAGGAAAAAAUAUAUCAUUGUAUGGAUUUCUCCAGUCAUGGAAAUAUUUCUAUAGAUGUCUUGACCUCAUUAAAAUUGUUUUUAAAAUAAAACCUAAAUAUUCGAUAAGUGCUCAAAAAUUUCUAUCUCGCGUUUCGUUUAAUGGAUAUAAAAGUGUUUGUAUUCACGUCCGUCGUGGGGAUAUGACAUCUGCAGCUCACCAAAAGAAAGGUUAUACUGUUGCCGGCCUAGAGUUUAUAGAAAAAGCGAAACAGUUUUACAAAUACAAAUAUUCAAAAGUACAAUUCAUUGUAAUAAGUGAUGACAAAGCUUGGUGUAGAAAUAAUAUUAAAACAGCGUAUGUUAGCAAUCUAAGCAGUCCGGCUGAAGACCUUGCUUUAAUGAUAUUAUGCGAUGAUGUCGUAGUUACUUCUGGGACAUUUGGAUGGUGGGGUGCGUUGCUUUCUGGGGGAACAACUGUUUUCUUUGACCAAUUUCCAAGGCAUGGUAGCGUAUUAGCUUCUGGAAUGAAUCGCAAUGAUUAUUACCCACCAAACUGGAUAGGUAUAUCCUAAUGUUGAUAUGUCAUAGCAAAAGAAUAGCUUAUCUUAUAAUUUCUUUUCACUUUAAAAAUAAAGAAAAAAUGACGGGUAUUUAAACAAAUUAUGUUGGGCAUGCGCGAAUUAUUAGUUCUGAUACCUUUUGCAAUUGGUUACCACCCAUCAAGAAGAAAUGCUUGAAUAAUAUUAUGUCAUUUUUAUAUGAUUAAAAUAAUUAGUGAGAUGUAAACAAAAAUUAAAUGCCGGCUUUGACAUCAAAGCUACUUAAGAAAUUUUUAUAUUUUUUCUCAACCAGAUAAUUAACAGUAAAACAUUUUUGUGAGCUGAUAAAGCUUUUAUGUCGAGUAAACAUGUACAUUAUUUGGUAAAUGUCUGUUCUUUAACAGAAAGAUUGCUGACUUUAUAAAAUAGCCUUAUAUUUAUUUUUAGAUGGACAAACCCAGUUAAAUAGUGUGCUUGUUACAAAAUAUAUUGUAAAGUAUAAGCGGUUGAAACAUGUUUUAGCUGAUAACAAACAGUACCAAAAUAUUUAGAUAUUAUUCAAAUAUCAUAUAUUAUCUGAUACAAGAUGUAGUAUAAGCAAAUGCCAUUAUGUAUAUUUGAGCAAGAAAAUUAUAAUGACAUUAAGAAUAGCGUUCUUUUUUAUUGACUUUAUUGACGUCAUUUUUUUUUCAUUCAAACUAAAUAAACAUAUCAAUAGGUUUGUUUUUAUCACUUUACUUCGUUAACAUUCGCCUUCCUGUCGGGCAGCCAAGAGAAAUGUGGUUUCUCUUAGGAAAAUGUUCUUAUAACCAUCGAGACCGAGUAGCAUUUGUAAUGUAUAUAGGCUUAAUUAUAAAUGAAAUUAGUAUCUGUUUCCUGAAUAGCUCAGUAGGUAGAGCGCAGAAAUGAUAAUAUCGAUGUCGUGGGUUCGAUACCUACUAUUGCCACUAUAUAUAUAGAAUAUUCCAGAAUGAACAUAUAUAUGUGCUAAUUUGUGCUAUUGUGUGAUGUUGAUAUAAUGAUUGAGUGUUCUUGUACUGCUAACAUAGGAAUAUAUAAGUUUGGAUUCUGUAAUUUUGUGUGUGAAGUGAUUUGGACAUAUUCUGAUAUUCUGCUGUGGACAUUGGACAUGGAUUAAAUUUGAGAUGUGGACACAUUGAAUUUCGCACUGUGAGUUAAACUUUACGACAUUUGUUAAAAUCUAAUCGUGGAUAUUUGUGAGUUAAACUUUACUUUCAUUUUUUUUUGUAAUAUUGUAAAUUACUGUUUGUCUUA